AUGCUUCCAAGUGUAUACCACACCACCCCAGAUCACACAUCUAGUCCAAUUGGCUACAACAUCAACCACUUGGCGUCAUCGUAUUCUAUAUCUCCCCAAACAACUCAUCUUCCGUCGAUGGUGUACAGUUUGAACCAAGAAGGAAGUCAACUGACCACUAAGCUACCAUCUAUCCAUCAAUUGACAAAUCGAACCAUUAUGUCACCCAAGGAAAAUCAACUUCAAGUGCCACAGCAGUUACCCAUGCCUUCCCACGUGGUAUCUACACCAUCGGCUCCAUCACAAUCUACCUUUGCUCACCAUGACAGCUUCUCCACCCCUCCACAAUCACGCUUUCCAAUUGUCCUGUUGCAUGCACAACAAUUGCAGCAACUACGCCUGCCUGUAACUAGACAAUACGUGUUUGCGCAAAACUCACCAAUCUCGCCAGUUUCGCCUAUCCUUUCACCAUACGCUGUCAGACAUCCAGUAGAAGAGGGAAGUUACAACAGUCCAAACUACCCUGCUUCACUCAUGAGUCCUCCAUCUAUGCCUACUGGUACUAUAGGUAAUACUUUGGCAUCGCCUUAUAAUCAACACAUGCAGCCAAUUGAAGUGCGCCACCGGGUCAACAGAAACGACGCAUCACAGGCCACUCUCGCGACAUCACAGACUCCCCUCGAAACCAAAACCACUCCGUCAAAAGUGAAAAAACUUGGUAAACUGGACAAAAGAAAAAGAAGAAAGUCUGCUUCUAAUGGAUCAAUUAAAGUUGGCAAACUGCAUACCAAAACAGGAUCUCUGAUCUAUAAUAGAAAACCAAGGCAAACACUUGUCUUUAACGAAAAGGCAAUACACUACCCUGUUCACAAGGAUUUUUCUAGUCUAACAACUGCGAACAAAAUUCCAUCUGCAAAUGUGCAACAACUAAAUACAACCAUAUAUCCAAAUAUUGAUACCAAAAAGUAUGCCACGUCUGCUUUGGAUCCACAACGAAAUUUUCUUACUGUAUUUGAAUACAUGAUCAAUGAUCACUGGGUGAUCUGGGAUUACGAGACGGGAUAUGUCCAUUUGACGGGAAUUUGGAAAGCAUCAUUGUGUGCUAAUGGCGCGGCUCCACCAAGUGCUUCUCACAUGAAGGCUGAUAUUGUAAAGUUGCUUGAAUCUACACCAAAACAGUACCAAGCUUAUAUCAAACGCAUAAGAGGUGGGUUUUUGAAAAUUCAAGGAACUUGGUUGCCUUUCCGAUUGUGCAAGGUUUUAGCUAAAAGAUUUUGUUAUCACAUUAGGUUUGCUUUAAUUCCAAUCUUUGGUGUUGAUUUCCCAGAGUCGUGUUUGCAACCUAAUGACACAGGCUAUGGCGAAUUGAGGUUGGAUGAUUUGAAGAAUUGCAAGGUAGAUUUAGCAGAAUCCAUUUCUAAUUAUAGUGAGGAGAACCCCAAGGAGGAGGAGGAACACGUCAAGGUGUCCACCAACGCUCAACAACCGCGCGAUUCAAGAAGCUCAUCACCAGUAAUGGUGGAACUAAUGAAUCAACAAAAUCCAAUCAAGUUGGAGCAAUCGGCAAGUUUGGUGUCACCCGUGAGCAUAAACAAUUCAAAGUUUGUCAAUGUGGAACAGCUUCCGCCUGUGGGAACUUUUUCGCCGACAAGUGCAGGUCCGUUACUCGACGAGUGCUCUCCACAACAAACAGAGUCAUACAAUUACAAACACCAAACUCCUUCCACUUCUACAGCUGUUUGGCACAAUCUUGGUCAGAAUCAAUCUACCUCUACCAGCAGUGAAUCAUUGAGCUCCAUUUUCACGGAAAAAUCAACUGUCCCACCAACUGCCCGAAGCAAGUGCCAAUCAUAUACUGACUUGCCUGAAAUUGUUAACGCGUCAAAGUGUCUUCAAUCGUUGAGUCAAAAACGUGCCAAUGGGAUUAACAAACAAUUACCGCCAAUAGACCGACUUAAAAGUUCAAACGGUCGUUCUGCAUGGGAAGACGAGACAGAUGAUGAGGGCCCCGUCGAGAAGGUGGAAAGGAAUCAGAAAAUGGAAGAUGGUAUUUCUUCAAUUUUGUUAGCCGCGGAGUUAAACAAAUCAUUUGCAUACAAUAACAAACCAAGAUCAGGUUUGAGCAUCAAAGACUUGACAACAUAA
Lodderomyces parapsilosis is the source of this 2124-nucleotide messenger RNA. RefSeq lists its product as uncharacterized. The transcript has a single exon. Gene Ontology annotation, cellular component: MBF transcription complex; SBF transcription complex. Gene Ontology annotation, molecular function: transcription regulator activity; DNA binding. The record is from RefSeq and is a predicted model, not a curated record. The coding region runs from base 1 to 2124 and encodes 707 amino acids. NCBI's taxonomy places the organism in Eukaryota, Fungi, Ascomycota, Pichiomycetes, Serinales, Debaryomycetaceae.